UAAAUGGAUUUAGAAAGCAACGACUUCUUGGCAGAUGGUGACAAUCGCAAUGUGAAAUCUCGGUCUAAGAAUAAUAAUAAUAAGAGAAACAAUAAAGUAGAGACAUUACAAAGAGAUUAAUAAAAAUAAAAAAGGGAGGAAUAAUAACAUAAGGAUGAAGAUUGGUCAGACGAAGAAGAGAAGAAAAGUAAUGCCAAGAAGUUGGAACAGUAGUAAAAGAAAUUAAAACAAGUCUAGAAGCAAUUAGAAUAUAAGAAAGAUGAGGAAGAAAUGUAACCAAAAUUAAAGGGCAAAGAAAAAAGACAAGCUCAUGUACACGAUCUAUGAUCAUUAUUUUAAUAAUAUCAAUUCCUUAAUUUACUUAACAAUGC
This is a messenger RNA of Paramecium primaurelia, 371 nucleotides long. Lineage: Eukaryota; Ciliophora; Oligohymenophorea; Peniculida; Parameciidae. The record is from the annotation of a GenBank genome assembly.